AUGGCUUCAAAAAGCACCGCAACAACACAAACCAACCCGCGCGGAAUCCCCGUCGCCCCCUUCAUCGACAAUGUCAGCGACUACGUCUCCUCCCGCGAGGAGGUCGAGCCGACUCUCCGCUCGUUUCAGGAGAUGAUCUCCAAGUACCAGUUCAUGGAGGUCAACACCCAGCGCCGUGGCCAGGGACUGCGCGAGAAGAUCCCCGAUAUCAAGAAGACACUUGAGAUGGUUCGAUUCUUGAAGUUGCGCAAAGAGUCAAACCCCGACGCAGACCUCCAAACGAACUUUGAACUCAAUGAUACCCUUUACGCCCGCGCUUCUAUCUCCCCUGCUGAUGCGGAGGAGGUUUACCUCUGGCUCGGAGCAAAUGUCAUGCUUGCAUACCCGCUCGGCGAGGCGGAGACAAUGCUGGAUGAGAAGCUUACGGCUGCGCAGUCUAGCUUGAAGAAUUGCGAGGAGGAUCUGGAAUUCUUACGCGAGCAGAUUACGACAUUGGAGGUUGCCACAGCACGAGUGUACAACUGGGACGUUGUGCAAAGACGCAAAGACAAGGCCGACGGCAAAGGAGACGACGAAAAGAAAUAA
Molecule: messenger RNA, 585 nt
Organism: Penicillium antarcticum
Lineage: Eukaryota; Fungi; Ascomycota; Eurotiomycetes; Eurotiales; Aspergillaceae
Product: tubulin-binding prefolding complex subunit PAC10
Exons: 4
Coding region: 1-585 (194 amino acids)
Biological process (GO): tubulin complex assembly; protein folding; microtubule-based process
Cellular component (GO): prefoldin complex; cytoplasm
Molecular function (GO): tubulin binding
Source: RefSeq, a predicted model, not a curated record